AUGCUUGAAAUAUCUCAGGAUCCAGUUUUAGGUUCCAAUCAAAAGAAAGACAAGCUAUGUGAGCAAAUUUCAGCUCUAUUUCACGAAAAGAUUUUUAACGUUUGCACUGGACAUAGGAGUCUGAAGUCUCUCUCAUGCCGAAUGCAAAUAAUUAUGAAAGCUAUCAGUAAAUUUCGAGGAUGCAUUCGACAAGUCGAAUGCCUCAAUCCAAGCGGUGCUUCUGAAUUUGAUAUUAAUAAACGUGCUAGGAUCAUAUUUGUAGAAGAUCCAGAAAAGAAAAGAGGAUUUCUAUUUGAUCAUGUUUGGUCGAUUUUGAAGGAUGUAGAGAAAUAA
This is a messenger RNA of Asparagus officinalis (garden asparagus), 333 nucleotides long. RefSeq lists its product as uncharacterized. The coding region runs from base 1 to 333 and encodes 110 amino acids. NCBI's taxonomy places the organism in Eukaryota, Viridiplantae, Streptophyta, Magnoliopsida, Asparagales, Asparagaceae. The record is from RefSeq and is a predicted model, not a curated record. The transcript is spliced from 2 exons.